Molecule: messenger RNA, 2082 nt
Organism: Lytechinus pictus (painted urchin)
Lineage: Eukaryota; Metazoa; Echinodermata; Echinoidea; Temnopleuroida; Toxopneustidae
Product: tripartite motif-containing protein 2-like
Exons: 2
Coding region: 168-1988 (606 amino acids)
Biological process (GO): protein monoubiquitination
Molecular function (GO): ubiquitin protein ligase activity; zinc ion binding
Source: RefSeq, a predicted model, not a curated record
AGAGCUAAAGCAAGACAAACUGUACUGAGACUGCAUAUAAUACAUGUAGUACUAUAUCAAGUUCACUAAUACUUUUCAGGCCUGUUCAAACUGUGUCUGAGAUUGUCAAGUCCCAGUAUUAAUAACGGACCAAAGGCAUAACUAUUGAGUAUUCUAGAAUUCCUACCAUGGCCGAUGCAAUGAAUGCCAUCUCCCAGAGUAUGGAGUGUCCUGUGUGUCUUUCUACAUUCACCGAUCCCAAGAUCCUGUCUUGUUCUCAUACUUUUUGCAAGACUUGCCUGGACAACCUCUUGGAGUGCCACGGUAACUGUCAGAUCCGAUGCCCUAUCUGCAGAGCUGUGACCCAGGUCCCAAACCAAGAUGUCGGCAAACUACAGACAAAUCUUGCUUUGAAAAAUGUAAUAGAGGACAUGAAGUGUCAUCCGCAGAUUUGCACGAAUUGUAAAUCCAAUGACCGACCCAGUGCUGUUGUCUUCUGCCAAGACUGUGGAAAGUAUCUCUGCACCUCUUGUCUUAAUAUGCACUCUCAAUGGGGAGACUUCAUAGGUCAUGACGUCAUCGCCAUGAGUGAGAUCUCAUCAGGCAACGUAUCAGUGCGUAGAUACCGCAAAUGCAGGAAACACCCGAAAGAAGAUGAGGAGUGCUUCUGUUCCACCUGCAGGAGAUUCACAUGCUUCAGGUGUGUUGUCAUGGAACAUAAAGACGAGGGGCAUCAGGUCAUCGAGGCAGCUGCUUAUGAGGAUAAACACAUGAAGAGCAUCGAAUACCUGAAAUCAAAGGUGGACAAGAAACAAUCAUGCUUUCAGAAGUACAUUGAUUUCAUAGAUGAACAGAUGAAGAGUGUUGACAACGCUAAGAAACAGUGUACAAGUGACAUCAACAUAGCAUAUGAUGAAGCAGUCCGGCAGUUGACAGAAAAGAGAGAGAUCCUACUUAGAGACGUCAAAGGAACGGCUGAAGGAGUAGAGAAAGAACUGGAAAACAUGAAAAGAUUGGCUCAGAAGCACAUCAAUCAGUUGACGACCAUUGCUGAGAUGGUAACCAAUAGAACAAAGAUACCGUUCGAUAUGGAUACUUUGGCUGCACACGACACUCUAUGUGAAGAGUUACUAGAGGGGUUUGAUCAAGAGGAUCCUGACUACGAGCAGCCGAGAAAAUCCAGCAAGAAGGGGAAAAGUGUAAGUUUUGAGAGAAACAUUGGAAAGGAUGAGUUAGGCCUUGGACAGAUUGUUAAUGUAGUUGUAAAGAACUUUAUUUUGCUUACUCAGGAUAGCAUGAAUGCUCUGGUUAGUACACCAGACGGUAGAAUGGCAGUAGGAUGUAACCCAGGUGGCGUGAAUAUAUUCUCUGCUGAUGGUCAGCUUCAGCAAACAGUUCUUAAGGAUAUUGAAAUGUAUGGCGUAGGAUUCCUCUCUGAUGGUCGAUGUGUUGUGAUUGACACUUCAAACAACAUUACACUGUACACACCAGAGUACACAAAGUUUAAUGUAAUGUUUCAGACUCUGAGUAAUGAUGAAGGUGGCUUUUCUAAUCUCACUGUUGAUGGUGAUGAUCUGAUCUACGUGAGCUACAGGAAAGCCGAGAAGAUCCAGGUUUUUUCAACAGCAGGUGGGCAAGCAGUCAGGGAGAUACCAUGCAACGGGUAUGAACCACAGCAAAUCACUAGUUACCAUGGUUCUCUGAUCACUUCAUCAGAUGAUACUAUCAGAUCGAUAGACAAAGAGGGUGCUGUACAACAUGAAUUAAAGAAAGGGGGUAGCUUCCUUUACGCUGCUGUAUCUCAAGGGAAUACAAUUCUGAUAGCCGAGGUGAAGCAUAAUGAAGACUUGGUGAGAAUUGACGAGUAUACAAAUGAAUUAAGGCACAUUCGAAACCUCGUUAAUGAUUUCAAGAUUGAGAAGCCUAAGAGAUAUUGGUGUUAUCUUCAGCAAUACCGAUCAGGAGAGAUCGCUUUUUGCAUCGCGGAUAGACUCUACAUUUUCCACUGAAAAUAAUGGAUGACAAACUUUGAUGCAUAGUAUGGUAUUAUCAUCUUGUAGGGCUUAUUAUAUUCACUCGCGUUGGUAAUCACUCGCGUCGCGU